UCUGCAGGAUUUGGGACACACAGAUUUUGAAGUAUGUUCAUCUGUGUCACAGAAGGCAGAGCAAUGUGCAGCAGCGGAAAGACAGAAAGAGCAGACUGUGCAUACUGCCCAGAAACAAGGCAUCCUGUCAAAACUAGUUGAGUUCUUUAGAAGUUGGUUUCCUUUUCUACAGUAUAAGAAAAAUGAUGACAUACUUCACCGACUGGGAUGUCUCGCUGUUUCUUGCCUUUGUAAGUGCACUGCUUAUGCUCCCUUCAUGGUGGAAGGAAUCAUCGUGGCUGCUGUGGGGACUAGUUCUGCUUGUCUAUGCAGUCUUUCGAGUGUGGGGCACAUGGAGGACAGCCAAGUUGCAAAUAUCCCUGCAAAAAUACUGUAUCCAGCUGGAAGAAACAGUGGCGAAUAGCCGAGCUUUUACUAAUCUCGUGAGGAAAGCUCUACGACUCAUUCAAGAGACUGAAGUAAUUUCCAGAGGAUUUACCCUUUUGCUUGACAGGGUCAGUGCCGCUUGCCCAUUUAAUAAAGCUGGACAGCAUCCUAGUCAGCAUCUUAUUGGUCUCCGGAAAGCUGUUUAUCGAUCUGUCAGAGCCAACUUUCGAGCUUCAAGACUGGCUACUCUAUACAUGCUGAAAAACUACCCUCUGAACUCAGAGAGUGACAAUGUGACCAGCUACAUCUGUGUAGUCCCGUUUAAGGAGCUGGGUCUGGGGCUGAGCGAAGAGCAGGUCUCUGAAGAGGAGGCACACAAUCUAACUGAUGGCUUCAGCUUGCCUGCGCUCAAGGUCCUCUUUCAGCUCUGGGUAGGGCAGAGUUCAGAAUUCUUCAGAAGGCUGGUGCUGCUUCUCUCCCCAGCCAACGCAUCCCCUAAGCCCUUGGUCUCCCCCGAACGGCUGCCUCAUCAUAUCUUGUCUGAUGUGACUCAAGGCCUACCUCAUACACACGCUGCCUGCUUAGAGGAGCUUAAGCGAAGCUAUGAGUUUUAUCGAUACUUUGAAACUCAGCAUCAGUCAGGUUUUGAAUGGCCAACCAGAACAAAGCAGAAGUCAAGAGAGCUGAACAGUCUUCAGGCAGCGGUACGCAGCUUGCAGCUUCAUCUCAAGGCACUGCUCAAUGAGGUAAUAAUUCUUGAGGAUGAACUUGAGAAAAUUGUUAGCACUAAGGAGACACCUGAGUUGACAACAGAAGCCCAUCAGGUUCUGGAACAAAAACUAAAGUUUAUUCAGCCUCAUAUCCAGGCAAGCAACAGCUGCUGGGAAGAAGCCAUUUCUCAGGUGGAAAAAAUGAGUGGAAGAAACACGAAUAAAAAAGGUAAACUUGAAGUUUCCUGUGACAACCUACAGCGUACUACAGUACCUUUAACACAGCCUGCCAUAUACAUAGAAAACAAAGAUCCAAUCCCUGAAGAGCAGGAAUUGGAAGCAUAUGUUGAUUAUUCAGAUACAGAUAAUGAAUACAAAAGGGAAGAUUUUUACUGCUUUUCCCAGGAAGAAAGAGAGAGACAAGAACGAGAGAGACAAGAAUCUAAGAGGGUGUUACAAGAAUUGAAAUCUGUACUGGGAUUUAAAGCUUCAGAAAUAGAAAGACAGAAGUGGAAACAGCUGCUAUUCAGUGACCAUGCUGCAGUGAAACCCUUGUCUCCUGUAGAACUGCUGAAGCUACCAAAUAAUAUGGAAUCACAUAUGAAUUCAGAUACAGAAAAUCAGGACUGCAGCCAAAGUUGUGAUAAAUCUGAAGAAAAAGACUAUAAUCCAAAAGUGAAUGCUGCUGAUAAAAGCAGGACAGAAUACUUGUAUGAAGAUCCUGAGAUGGAGAAAAACAAAGACAGUACUGCUGAUGAAGGUAUUUCUACAGGGGUUGAAGAAAGAAUGUGUUAUCAGCAUGAAGGCGAAGUUGAAGAACUCAAGCCAAGCAAUAUGGAUGGAGUAGAGGUUUCACAGUCUCCAUCUAAGGAUGCAUUACAUUCAAAAAUCAAGCAUAGGCUGGCCCAGCUCCACAUAUCAACAGAUUUAAACUUCACGUCUGGUCUGGCUGCACAAGUUGCUGCCAGGUCUUUCACUUUUACUACAAUGCAAGAAGAGACUUUUGGAGAUGAGGAGGAGGACGAGGAGGAGGAGGAGGAGGAAGAGAAGACACAGGAGUGUGAAGACCUUGGGGAGGCCUGUGAGAAUGAAGAUAGAGGCUCUGAAAGUGAAGGAAAAGUAUUAGUCUGAGCUGAACUUUGUGAAACCAACAGCAGGCAAUUUUAUGGAAAAAACUAAGGUGCAGGUUUGAAGAUACUGGAUGGAAAAAAAGGAGACCUAAAUAUAAUACAUCUUGUUCCCUAAGUCUGAUACACUAAAUAGGACUUCUAAGUAUUUGAAAAUUUGCAGGUAAGAGAAGUGUAGGCUACAUCCAAGAAAUAGUUGGCCGUUCCCUUUUUAAGAUCCUAGUGGUGGGUUUUGGAAUUUACCUUUCUGUUUUCUGUUUUAUUUAUUUAUAUUAUAAUGUAAUGGGGGGGAGGGUGUUCUGAAAAAAAAAGGAAAAACAAUGUCUUGAAUCACAACAGACUGGAUUUUUUCUCCGAUUCUGCUGUCGUGGUAUCGAUGUUUGUUCCAACAAAAAAGCCAGGACAUUUCUUUUUGGAAGAACCUGAACUGUUCCCUGUGAUCUUUCCCCACCACUUUUGUUUUCACUACUUGUCUCUGCAGUGUGUUGGCUAAGCCACCGUAGGCAUUUGUGAUUCUGUGGCUAGUGAUGUGGCUCCCAACUAAAAUGUAGAAUUUUAAAUAAAAACUUGAAAAAGCUAGUAUUUGAUGUGUCUUGGGAUAUGGGGCUGAAAUAGUAUAAAGUUAGUCAUGCUUCAUAUUAAGGUUUAUUUAGAAUUUUAUGAAGGGUUAAUAAAUAAUUUCUAGAUCUUGUAAUUCAUGUUAAUUCAUGUGUAGUACAUGUUAGGGAGAGUUAGAAACACAUCAGUAGAAAGUACUGUAGGCAUCUAGAAGCGAUCUUUGGAUUAAUAAUAGAUGAGAAGUAAACACCUAUUUAUUAAAACAGGUAUUAAUUAUUUGUUAACCUUUUGUAAAUUGAACCUUAAUAUAAUUGUUUGAUUUGAUAUGAUGAUUGUUGGUACAUUUUUGAUUAUGUCCUGAAGUAAUUUUCUUAAAGCAAAUACAUCUGAGUGCUUAACAUACAGUACUUUGUUUAAACAGCAUAUUUGCUUUUCCCUGAUGGUCUUUCAUUUUUCUUUAGAUCACAGCUAUAACCUGUGUGAUUAAGAUCCAUGAGAGAACAAGAAUUGUGUAUUUUCUAAGGUGUAUCUUGUAACUUAGUUGACACUGAAGUCUGGAUGUUUGUUAUGAGGUUAUGUGGGUUGUUUUCUUUCUCUGUGGUGGUGUUAUGAGGAGCAGCAAAUGGAUGCUCACCUCACAGAGGAGCUGGUUAAUGGUUUCACUGCCUUCUCUUCCUUUUGCCCUCUGACACAAAAUGAAACAAAGGCCUCAUGUCUCUAAUGGCAAGAGUGCUGCCUCUUUGUACAGAAUACUCUCCUUGGGCCUGGAUGCAUUUCCAGUCACAAAACACCUCAUCUGUUACUUAGGCGACUUAUUGUCUCUUGCUGAUUCUAUAAAGGGUUUUUUAGAUGCAAGUGGUUUGGCACAAUAUCUUUCCUUGGAUGCUGCUGUGGGAGUUGGGGAAACUAAUGAAGGUCAGCAACUUAGGGUGGCACUCUUGACCGUAUGUCAGAAAACAAGAGCUUUCUUUCAGCCUCUCUCUCUGCUAUUAGUGAUUUUGUAUGAAUGCUGUUAAAUAUGUGGAUUUUUUCACAAACCAUGAAGAGGUAGAUAUCAACUGAUAGAGAAGGGAAUGUGACUUACACUGUUCUUUCACAAUAUUAUGUCAGUAUUCUCCCUCACACACGGAUUUUGGGAAGAUAAAGUUUUGCCUUUUUUCAUUAACCAGUAAUACUGUGUUCUGUGCCCUUAAUUUUGUGUAGGUGACUGGAAGAUGAAUGGAUGAUGUCUUGGGGAACUCAUAAAAGAAAAAAGAAUGCUUCUCAUAGUGUAUUCAGAAGCUAAGCCUCCUCUUAGUGGUAGAAUAUAUUCUUCUGUAACCUAUAAAGUUUAGGUUAAGAUGUUGAAAGCUGUUUUUAUUUUCUCUGUGGUAAGCAGGUUAUUUUACCAAGUCUAGAACAACUGCUUUGGAUAAAUUGUGUUUGAAGCAUUGUCCAUGCUUCUGGAAAAGAAGUCUUUCUCAACCUCGACUUGAGAUCCUUGAGUUCACAAAGUGCCCAGAUAUUUUUUGUUCCUAGCUAAUUGUUCUGUCUAAAUGUUUGUUCCAUUACUAUUUUUUCAUUAACUCAUCCACCAGCAUCUCAUGAGCUGAUGUGUAUCCCAGAAGUGAUACUCCUGAACUUUUCCCAUGGGAUGCAAACCUUAAUUUACAAUGUGUAUAGCUACAAUACCAACCUGGAAAAAUGAUCAGAUUUAGGAUACGAGUUAUCAUUGUUCUCAGUUUUGGAUGAAGUCAGUAGUAGCCUGAGUGCUUUGCAUUGUUACUAAAAUAGGUUUCAGAUCUCAUGUUUAUAACAGUUGUUAGCUUUUUAUUCCUUUGCUGCAGUCUUAGUAAAAGACCUGGAGAAUCUACUUUGGUGGCUUACUUAGGGCCAAGUUUUAUAAGACACUGGUCUUGUUGAUGAAACUGGCCUAAGAAACCCCAUCAUUUGUUCGUUUUCACUUACCAGCUGGGUCAACACAGGGUUUUGUGGCCAUGUUAUAAAGCAGCUCACUAGGGUCAAAAUUUGGGUCAAAAACCCACCCUUUUUUAGAGGUUACUUUUCACUGUUCUUAUUGCAGUGAUGCAGUUUACAGCAGUUACCUCCAAACAGCUGUAUCAGCACAUACUGUGUUCCUGGCGUGAGACUCAGGGUUGCUCACAUUUACAUUAUUGGCAAAGGUGAUGUAGUGUGAAAUUGCAGCCUUAACGUUAGACAUGGGUAUGAUCAAAGUAUGACUUUUUGGAGCAAGUUCUGAUCCUAUUUUGAACAAAUAGAUUUUUCUACAAGCAAUUUAACUAUUUUCCGUGGUUUUACUUAAUGCAGUCUUAGAAGCUACACAUAUGAACACCUGGGCUCACUUGCUUUCUCUGCUUCAUUACAGCUAUAUGUAACAGCCAUCAAUUAGUUUGAUCAAUCAUUUCUUUUGAUUUAUUUAAUAUUCUCCCUGCACAAAACUAUGGCUAACAGUGUGCAGCACACAAAGCAUGGCUUCCCUUGAUUUUAAAACCAAGUUCCAUCUACAUAGAAAUAGUAGAAUCCAGAUUACCU
Molecule: messenger RNA, 5293 nt
Organism: Athene cunicularia (burrowing owl)
Lineage: Eukaryota; Metazoa; Chordata; Aves; Strigiformes; Strigidae
Gene: VEZT
Product: vezatin, adherens junctions transmembrane protein
Exons: 10
Coding region: 183-2207 (674 amino acids)
Biological process (GO): cell-cell adhesion
Cellular component (GO): plasma membrane
Molecular function (GO): myosin binding
Source: RefSeq, a predicted model, not a curated record